UUCGUUCUAAAUAAUCGAAAAUUGAUCUCGAUCCUACUCGACUCGUCGUCGUCUUUCAAAGGCUUUCGAAAAUUUUGGGAUUUUCAUCGAUCGAUCGAUCGAUCGAUCGGUCGAUCGAUCCUCGAGUUUUCAUUUCGUAUUCAGGUGCUUUUCUUCCUAAUCGUUUUUAGGAUGCCUGGGACGGACGUGAUCUUUUACAAAAUUGUGUGAAACUGAAAGAAGAAAGGUAGAGAGAAAAACGAAGAAAAACAGAAAGAGAGAGAGAGAGAGAGAGAUUGAGAGGGAAAGACAGAGAGACCAUUCGAGAUCGUUCGGUGAUCAAUCGUUUAUUUUUUCCUUUUUUUAUUUCCGUGCGAGAAAGAAGAAAGAGAUAAAAGUACGAGGAAAUUAUAAAGAUCAAAAAUAGAAUAAAAUGGAAGCUCGUUAUUAUUAUUAUUGCGACGAUCGUUCCAUCAGUUCACGGCCAUGCUCGAAGUUUCACGAAAGAAGACGCGAGAGAUCCAGGAUCGAAACCGGCGCUAAGAAGAAAUCUUUUACCUUCGAUCGGAUCGAAGAGAAAAGAGAGUUUGCGAUGCCUGAACUCAGAGACUUCGAUGGUGAGCGGCUCGCGUGUGAAUGCCGACCGGAAUCUUCCGUAUUGACGAGUGACGCGUACGCGGGUGACGACGAUAAUGAUCUACAAAUCUCUACUUUGUCUUCUUCUACUACUACUAAUACUAAUACUAAUACUAAUACUUCCACCGAUAAAUCAUUUUCCUCGCUUCGUCGUAUCCAGAAGAAGAGAAGUUUGCCGAUUUAUAUUCUACCAAGGAUGGCCGCACUUUUUAUCUUCUUCGUUUGCAUUCUCAUGCAGGAUGGACAGUCAACUUACGCGGCCUUCACAACCGUUACCACUGCACGAGAUCCUGAGUUCGUCUCUGAAAUAGGAAAUAUCACGGUACCGGCAGGGCGUAACGUUAAACUGGCAUGCAGUGUGAAGGAUUUGGGUACGUUCAAGGUGGCCUGGAUGCUCUUCGACAAGAGCGCCAUUCUGACGGUACAGAAUCACGUUAUUACCAGGAACCCAAGAAUAUCUGUGUCGCACGACGAGCAUACAACCUGGUACCUACAUAUCAAUAACGUGCACGAGGAUGACAAGGGAAAGUACAUGUGCCAGAUUAAUACGGCUGCGGCCAAAACACAAUAUGGAUAUCUCCACGUCGUUGUUCCACCGAAUAUCGACGAUUCACAGAGUUCCUCAGAUGCUAUAGUACGAGAGGGUGCAAACGUAACUUUGACGUGCAAAGCAACCGGAAGUCCAAUACCCAGCAUUCGUUGGAAAAGAGAUGACAAUUCGAAAAUCACGAUCAAUAAAAGUCUUUCCGUGCUCGAAUGGGUGGGAGAGACGCUAGAAAUGGAGCGCAUUUCUCGACUAGACAUGGGCGCUUAUCUCUGCAUCGCUAGCAAUGGUAUUCCGCCUACGGUCAGCAAGCAGAUCAAGGUGUCCGUUGAUUUUCCCCCUAUGCUCUCAAUACCGCACCAAUUGGUUGGCGCACCCUUAGGUUACUCCGUCAAGUUGGAAUGCUAUACGGAAGCUCAUCCGACUUCUUUAAAUUAUUGGACCAGAGAGGACAAGCACAUGAUUCACGACAGCAACAAAUACAAGGUCGUUUCUACUCCUGAGGUUCCAUCUUAUAAGACUCAUAUGACCCUCGAAAUUUUCGACAUUCAGAUGGAGGACUAUGGUGCUUACAAGUGCGUAGCGAAAAAUCCACGGGGCAAUACCGACGGCGUCAUUCGGCUGUACAAAUCACCACCCCCGAGCACCAGUCCGAGCCCGUCAACCACCGAGAUCCCUAGAAAAGAUUGGGAGGCGAUAACGGAGCUGAACAAUUCCGUUUAUGCAAAUCCAAACUUGCUGACGAUUCACAACGAUAAGAAUAUGAAAACGAGUAACAAGUUUCAGUCGAACAUAAACGAGAUCGGAAAGUCGGAACAAAAGUCGAGCGACUUGAACAGGAAAAGGAAUUACAAUUGGCCUUCUGACGACAACGAUGCUGCAAUAUGCAUCGGGACGACAGGUGCAGCGAUAGCACUGAGCCUAAUCAUGACGACGAUUAUUCGAUAAGUUCGAAAAUGCUGAAGGACCACACCGACGUCCGUUUUUCUGUAAUUAUGGAUUACGUUAAACAGAGGAAAAUAAAAUGAAAUAAAAUAAAAAGUUAACAAGAAAAAAAAAAAAAAGAAACACGUACACACGAGAUUAGAGACCCAAAUACACGUACACAUAGAAAUAUACACAGAGAGACGUGUACACGAAAAAGGCAUAAAGACUGACCGAGUAGUUAGUGUCGUAUAAAAAAAAAAAAAAAAAAAAAAAAAAAAAAGAAGAAAAAAAGAGAGAAAAAAUACAGAAGAUGAUGAAGGAAAAGAAUAAGAAGAAGAUGAAGAAGAGGAAAAUGAAAAAGGAAAAUCAAUAUGUAACGAGAUUUAUUAUGAAAUUUGAUUACGCGUGUCAAGAAGUAAGUGCAAACGAGAGUUCAAUGAGGAAGAUGAAAAAUUAAAAAAAGAAAAAAAAAAAAGCAAAAAGAAAAGAAGAAAAAGAAACAGGAACGAACGAAACGAGACGAACGAUUAAUGGAAAAUCACAAAGUGCAACGACUAUCGCUUUCAAUGUAAAAUAUUGUAUAACGCCGUAAUGUAUCAGUAAAUGAAGAAAAAAAAAAAAAACAAAAAAAGGAAAAAAAAAAAACCAAAAAACAAAUAUUCAUGCCGCGCCAACAGAACCUCCCCCACAGAUCAGCACAGCGAGGAGAGAAGGUCGUUUACGUGCGAAUCGAUUCUCUAUUUAUAUUUCUAUAUUCUAUUGUAUCAUGUUGCUAUAGAAAGUUUUGUCAACAAUUUAUCCUUUCUUCAUUUGCAAUAUAUCGAAAGCAAACGUCCUACAUUUGUUUUUGAAACUUCAAGGAUGAAAUUAUUUCCUCUCUUGCUAUUGUUAUUGUUGUUGUUAUUGUUGUCAUUAUCAUUAUUAUUAUUAUUAUUAUUAUUAUUAUUAUUAUUA
Messenger RNA from Vespula pensylvanica (western yellowjacket), 3040 nucleotides. RefSeq names its product neurotrimin-like. The transcript has 11 exons. The coding region runs from base 413 to 2107 and encodes 564 amino acids. NCBI's taxonomy places the organism in Eukaryota, Metazoa, Arthropoda, Insecta, Hymenoptera, Vespidae. Gene Ontology annotation, cellular component: neuron projection. The record is from RefSeq and is a predicted model, not a curated record.